AUGCCACGAAGGUAAGCUAGAUAACGGGUUUUGGGAAUCCCUUUAGUUUGCUAAAAAAAAAUUUAUAACAUUUUUAUGAGUUGAAAGGCCAUCUUUGUCAAGAAAAAUUUUUACAAAUUGUCAAGUCAUUCAUAUUUUUUGGCAUGUAAUUUAUUCUGUUAUGUAACCUGUAAAAUGUGUGAAGUUGUUUAAAUUUUAGCAUUUCAGGAUGGCUUUAACAAUCAGCAUUUUUUAAUCAACCUCUGUUUAUAUAAAUUAUACAAGUAAUACAACAUGCCAAUUCAGUUGUGCAUACUAUACUCUGAAGUAUACUGUAAUAUUAUAAAUAUUGUAACUUAAUUUAUAAUUUGUUUUCAGGAUCCUAUGUCCCUGGACAAAUUUUCCUGUGUCAUUUAAUUUCAAAAUGACUUUCUCCCCAUCACAAAACACGACAGAUCCGACAAGCAAAAACAGUCAAAAUGGAAGAUACCUUCUUUUAGUUGCCAUUGCCAUUAUCUUUCUGAUAAUUUUGAUGAUAACAAUGGAUGUGCGUAAGGACAAAUCAAGACAUAAAUUUAAUGUUAUCGCCGGGAAUGGCCUGUGGUUACAUGGCAAAAGUUCAAAGUUUCAUUAUGGUAUAGUACUAGACUGUGGUAGUAGUGGAACCAGAGUAUUUAUUUAUUAUUGGCCAGAUCAUAAUGGCAAUCCAGAACACUUAUUAAAUAUUCAGCAAAUGAUUGAUCAAGAUGGACAGCCUGUACGAAUGAAAGUCCGACCAGGUGAGUGUCUUGGUCCCAGUGGUGCCACCAGCUCGAUAAUUGGAGGGGGGGCAAAUAUUCAUAUAUUUGUGUUCACAGACCAUAAAAACAAUUGAUUUCAAAAGAAGUUAAUAAUGCAGAACACGAAGAUAUGAAUAUUUGCCCCCAAUUAUUGAGCUGGCGGCGCCAUUGCUUGGUCCUAACCAAAUCAGUAUUAGCCAGAGUGGAAAAUUUUGCACUUUAAUUAACAGGAAAUCUCCUAUGACAGUGCUGACGCUUAUGCAGCUGCCCAUGUGUCUAGUUAAUUUAUUGAUGUCUAACCCCAGAUAAUUUUACUUGUCAAGGGGAGAGUGCUAGCAGCGCUUAAUGGGUUAAUGUAAAAUAUUGCUGUUGUGGCAAACUUUCACGGCAGAAAAAUAAUAAAAUUUCUAAUGCGGCAGUGUCUGUGUCAGAUAAAAGGUAAAAUGGAAACAAACAAGUAUUAUUUGCUGACAGCUCAUUUACAUUAAUAUAAUUAGAUGGAAAAAAUUAACCAAUUCCUCUGAUUUGUUUUUGAAAGGGAUUUCAACAUAUGAAGAUAAACCUCAGAAUGCAUCAAAUUAUAUUUAUCCAUUACUAAGACAUGCAGCAAAUCAUAUUCCAAAGUCAAAACAUUCUGAAACACCUCUGUAUAUCCUUGCCACGGCUGGCAUGAGAUUGCUGUCCAAAAAGAAACAAGAUGCAAUCAUAAAAAAUCUAAUAAAUGGCAUUCCAUUACACUUUGAUUUUCUCUUCUCCUCCACUCAAAUUGAAGUGAUAACUGGAAAACAAGAAGGUAUGGUAAUUAUGAAAAUAUAAUUAGUAAACAGAAUUUUGGCUGCUCUGGUUACUUGUUGGUAAAGCUGCACUGCCUGCACAGUAUUUUCUGUUACUGGUAUAUACCCCAUUGUUUGAAUUGGAAAAUGAAAGGUCCCAUAUAUCUGCCCAUGCAUCCUGUGAACAGGGCCUACCAGAGAAAUUUGGGGGGCCGGGCAAAUUUUUAUUUCGGGGGGCCCCUAUUUUUCCCAAAAAUGUUGGGAGGGGGGAGGUGGUAAAAAAAUUUUCCAGACAUUAAUUUAAAAAAAAGGUCAAAAAAACUUCCGGGAUCAGACCAGUUAAAUGUUCGAAAAAAUUUUUCCAGACAAAUUCCAGUGAAAACAUGGGUAAACCCUUUUUUCCGAGCAAUAUCUGUAAAAUUUAGGUCUAGAAGUUUUUUCUCAUACCAUUAUUUAUAUCAAAAAAAUGUUACAAAUCAUUUUUUUUUAAAUUUGCAAAUAAAAUGAGUGUACAUGAGUGUAUAAUGUUAAAUAUCUUUUGGAAUUUUUUUAGGUAUAUAUGCAUGGAUAACAAUAAAUUAUGUGCUAGGAAGAUUCAAUCAUUCAGAUGGCAAGUACAAUUCAUUAAAAUGUUACUUCAUUUUUACUAUGCAUUAACAGACUUACUGCAGGCUUGCCUGUUCACACAUUCACAUAAACAAGUAUUUACCAUGAUCAUAUUUUAUUGUUACAACAGCUCAUGUUCAUGGCAAUUCAAGUUUUGCUCAACUCCGCAAACAAACUGUUGGUUCUCUUGACAUGGGUGGUGCCUCGACCCAAAUCACAUUCGAAGUACCAAAGUCUGUAAGUACAAAAAAUAGUUGUUAGGAAAAACAAUUAGUUUGACCUAGGCACAAUUGUUGCAUUAAUGCCUUGAUCCAAGUUUUCUUCAUGGUGGUAUUAUAUUCAUAUUUUUGUACAGGAGAAACUUCCAGCUCAUUUAACCACAGAGGUGAAUCUUGGCUGUGAUUCCCAUAUGACAAUACAUAAUUACAAACUUUAUGUUGCAACGUUUCUUGGUUAUGGUGCAAGCACUGCACGAAGUCGUUAUCUUGAUACAAUUCUCACAAAGAGAAAUAACUCAGUACACAGGUGGGCUCUUUCAUUAUCAACCUGUAGUGUUCCUACAUUGCUGAGAAUAAUAAGUAUGAUUAAAAUCGUCUGGCAUUAGGCAGAGUAAAAUAAUAAAGGGUUGAAAAACAUUUAAAUUUUUUCCUUGCGAACAUGCUUGUAUGAAAAACCUUUAACUGGAAAGCAGCCUUAACGCAUUGAGCAUGUUGUCAGUGACUCAGUGCUUUCCUCUUGAUGAGUAAACUCAUCUGACGUCAGGAGUAAAAUAAUAAAGUAGAGCACAUUAGAGUGCAAUGCAAUUUAAUUGGUUAAUAAAUAUUGAAUUACUCUUCAUCUUUUUUUCCAAGUCAUUCUCGUGUGUAUCUUGAUCCAUGUUUACCGACUGACAUUCGAAUCAAAGGCACACGCGAAGGAAUGAAGUAUCGUCUGAGAGGAAUGGGAAACUUUGAGAGCUGUCGUGAUAAACUGCUACCAUUACUAAAUAAAUCUGAAGCAUGCCGCUCACCACCAUGUUCUUUAAAUGGUGUCCAUCAGCCACAGAUUUUGUUCAACACUACGGAGUUUUAUGGAUUUUCUGAGUUUUGGUAUUCUGUUAACGAUGUGCUGAGGUUGAAAGGCGUUUAUAAUGCACAGACAUUUGAUAAAGUAUCCAAGGUAUAAUUAUAUAAGUACUGUAUUUAGUUCAAAAUAGACACUUGCCGAAUUUCCCUUUCUUUUGAGAUGUAGCGAGAGUUAUGCCUUCUUGGUUUCUCUGAUCCAGGUUGGGUAUUUAUUUGCUUGUUGUUGUUUUUUUCCAGGAGUUCUGUAAAACUACAUGGCCAGUGUUGUAUAAAAGAUUCCAAAGCCGCUUGUAUCCAUUUGCUGAUGAGCAUCGAUUCAUGUAAGUAUUCAAUUUUCGAGUACGAGUGUGGUUAAUAGUAACACUGCAUUUGGGAAAAGACUGUAUAGGUAUAUCAUAAUUCCGAUAUUAUUCAUAUUAAAACCUUGUAUGUAGGUAUCAAUGUUUCAAAUCAGCUUGGAUGACGAGCGUGCUACACGAAGGCUUCAAAUUUCCACGGUCAUUCAAAAGAUUACAUCCCACAUUUAUGAUCGCUGGUAAAGAAAUUCAGUGGACGUUAGGUGCUAUUUUGUACCGAACGAGGUUUCUUCCUCUUAGGUAAGAAUGUAACUUAAUGAAUAACUAAGGCUAUACCUUUCACUGGCUCAGUACCCAUCCAAGAUAUUUCCUCCUCAAGAGGGAAUAGCCUGGAAACGAGGUUGAAUAAAUAAUGGUAAAUUAGUUAUAAAGCUAAUGACUUUCACCUAUCCUGUUUUAGGGAAAUGCAAGUGAAAUCAAAAGUAGUAUCAAGCUCCUACCAAGCGUGGAUCAAUAUCGGUGACUCGGGUUUCAAAAUCAUUGUAUUCUUAUGUUCUCUUGUUGUUUUAUUAUCGAUGUAUGUCAUUUUCACUAAGCCCAGACUAAUAUCACCUUUGGGACGAAACUCGCCAAGUGCUUCUGGCAAAGUCAUUAGUAAAACUCCUAACUAUCCCACUGACUUCAGGAUAUCAUUGUAA
Molecule: messenger RNA, 4195 nt
Organism: Paramuricea clavata
Lineage: Eukaryota; Metazoa; Cnidaria; Anthozoa; Malacalcyonacea; Plexauridae
Source: the annotation of a GenBank genome assembly